UUGGUCUCUUGUCCUCUCUCAUAGAAUUGAUGAGAUGUCCCCCCUGUAUGAUCUUGCUCCAAGAGACAUUCUGUCCAAACAGUUCGAAAUCAUUGUUACGCUGGACGGAACCACUCAGGAAACCGGAAACCAAAUUCAGGUUCGAAGUUCCUACCUCCCCAACGAGAUAUUGUGGGGGUACAGGUUUGAGCACACCUGUGUAGCGUACGACAAGGAGGAGACCAAGUACUCUGUAUCCUACACUAUGCUCAACAAGUUUGUGGCAGACCGUACACCAAGAUUCAGUGCUAAGGAAAUAGAUCUGCGAAGACAGAAACGAAGUUGUUUCUCCAACUAUAGUUCUAUAUCAGAGGAUAUUCACUAGUAUAACCACUUUAUAUAUAUAAAUAUAUAGUUGAAAUAAAAAGUUUAUUAGAGUA
Molecule: messenger RNA, 419 nt
Organism: Eurytemora carolleeae
Lineage: Eukaryota; Metazoa; Arthropoda; Copepoda; Calanoida; Temoridae
Product: ATP-sensitive inward rectifier potassium channel 8
Exons: 4
Coding region: 35-364 (109 amino acids)
Biological process (GO): potassium ion import across plasma membrane; regulation of monoatomic ion transmembrane transport
Cellular component (GO): plasma membrane
Molecular function (GO): inward rectifier potassium channel activity
Source: RefSeq, a predicted model, not a curated record